AUGAAGAUACCUAGUUGGAAUGUGAGGGGCAUAGGAAGUGCGAGGAAGAGAGCUUUGAUCAAAGAGGUAAUUAAGAAGUAUGACCCAGACAUUGUUUUCAUACAGGAAUCCAAGAGAAUGGAGUUUAAUGAUAGAUGGGCAAGGAGUGUCUGGAAAGCCAGGGGGAUUAGCUGGGUGGCUGCUCCCUCUUGGGGUGCCUCAGGGGGGAUAGUGACAAUGUGGAAUAAGGAUGUAGCUUUAGGCAUGGGGGAAUUGAUUGGAAAGUAUUCAGUUUCCUUGAACUUCAAGCAACAAGAGGAUGGUUUUGUGUGGGUGCUCACAAAUGUUUAUGGACCAAAUGACAAUAGAGAGAGAAAGGAAUUGUGGGAGGAGCUGGCUGAUAUCAGAGGGCUAUGGGAUGGGCCUUGGUGUGUGGGUGGGGAAUUUAAUGUGAUAAGAUUCAAGGAGGAAACCAAUAAUACCAAUCAAAGGGUGACAACUAGUAUGAGGAAGUUUAACCGGUUUGUGGAUGCAUUUGAAAUUAAAGAGAUUCCCUUAUCACCUAAGACUUUCACCUAG
Messenger RNA from Nelumbo nucifera (sacred lotus), 558 nucleotides. NCBI's taxonomy places the organism in Eukaryota, Viridiplantae, Streptophyta, Magnoliopsida, Proteales, Nelumbonaceae. The record is from RefSeq and is a predicted model, not a curated record.